Messenger RNA from Cordyceps fumosorosea ARSEF 2679, 1152 nucleotides. RefSeq names its product Fungal transcriptional regulatory protein. Gene Ontology annotation, molecular function: zinc ion binding; DNA binding; DNA-binding transcription factor activity, RNA polymerase II-specific. Bases 1 to 1152 code for a protein of 383 amino acids. NCBI's taxonomy places the organism in Eukaryota, Fungi, Ascomycota, Sordariomycetes, Hypocreales, Cordycipitaceae. The transcript has a single exon. Gene Ontology annotation, cellular component: nucleus. Gene Ontology annotation, biological process: aflatoxin biosynthetic process; regulation of DNA-templated transcription. The record is from RefSeq and is a predicted model, not a curated record.
AUGUCAGACUUGGUGGCCAAGCUCAAAGCUUCGUGUGACCGAUGUGCGGCGGACAAGGUCAAGUGCGGGAAACAGCAUCCCUCGUGUGCAAGAUGCAUACAAACAAACCGAGAGUGCGUCUACAGCGUGUCACAACGAGCGGGAAAACCAUCACAGGCUAAGCUGGCGGUCCGACGAGAGCUCGCUGCCUGCGCCGGCGUGCCACUGAUCAGCGCCGACGCGUCAACAAGGCAAGGGAGCGCUGCUGGUUCGCCGAGCGCAAUGCAGGUCGCCGUCAAUACCGAACUAUCGAAUGCUACGUCGGACUUUUGGCAGUGCAGGGACCUGAUGCUACCGAGCCUACCAUGGCAGGAGGAGCUUGGAGUAUCAGGCAACUUGGGAGCCGCCCAUCAUUCGCCAGCAGCGUAUUAUGACCCGUGUGCCGCAUUGACGGGAGCCUCACUCGGCACUACAUUAUCGGGAACCACACAGUUCAGCCUUGCCACAUCACAACAAGCAAUUACCCUUUCGGAAACAUUAAUGGACGCGGCUUGUGGCGAAUUUUCCAUGUCUGCGCCAAUGUCGCCGAAAUCAUCUGGUCGCUCGUCGGCGACAUUGGACGCUGCCCUGGGGCCGCCUUGCUGCGAACCGACUGAGGUUGCGAAGCAGCUGUGCGACAUUGUUGAGCUUGGGCAGGCCAAUGCCAUGACACUGGACACGUUGCUACACGAAAUCGUCACGCUCUCGCAGAAGGUUAGCAGCCAUUUGCGGUGCUCGUGUGCGCGGGACAGUACUGUUCUCAUGAUGCUGGCGGCCAGCGAGUGCGAGAUUCUCGACCUCUACCAGGCGAUAGCAGACGUCAAGCCCUGCUAUCCUUUAUCCAGCGGGCGGGCCAUCCGGCAGCUAAGUCUUCGUCACAGCGAGCUCUCGCUGGGCAGUUUUAAGCUCGACGAGAAGAUGUCGUCUGCAGUGCGGGACCAAUUGGUCCUGAGCCAGCUUCACGACAUGAUAGGGAAGUGGGAACAGUACGUUGACCCUUUGUCAUAUGAUAGGAAGAAGGCAACUGGAGAGGUGAAACUGUCGGUUGUGAUUACAAACUUGGUACUCUCGCGGCUGAACUCGACGGUGGAUGAGAUUGAGUCUCGGCGGAGGGGGUCGUCACGGGGGAGCUAG